AUGUCUGCAUAUUGUCAAGCAAUGAAAGUCAUUUAUGACCAACUCACCAACGUUGGUCCUCCGAUCACUGAUGAACAACUAGUUCUCCAAAUCCUCACUGGGCUUACGGAACAAUAUGAAGGAAUUGCUCUUCUUAUUCAACAAUCCAAACCCUUACCGGAUUUCUACGAAGCUCAUUCUCGCCUUUGCAUGGCUGAAACACGGAAGGUGAACCAAGCAAGAAACGCCGCGAAAGCCGUCGGUACCUCUCUCAAUACCGUUGCAGAAUGCUCCGAUCAACCUUCUCGUAACGACCGGAACCAAAAUCAACCGGAGCGGGGCCGGGGCAGGGGUUGUGUGCGCGGAUGCGGACGAGGCCGUGGAUCUGCUCGUGGUCGCAGGUCGCUGGCUACGGUCAACGACCCCUUUGGGUAA
Messenger RNA from Helianthus annuus (common sunflower), 414 nucleotides. RefSeq lists its product as uncharacterized. The record is from RefSeq and is a predicted model, not a curated record. The transcript has a single exon. Lineage: Eukaryota; Viridiplantae; Streptophyta; Magnoliopsida; Asterales; Asteraceae. The coding region runs from base 1 to 414 and encodes 137 amino acids.